UUUAUGAAUUUCAUAUCUAUCCAAACCUUCUGAUGGGUGGGUUCAGGGUGGCCUAAUCCCUGAACGGAUUAUUCGCCCCUGCUUAUCCAUCCAUCUUUCAUGCACGUAUAAAUGGCCUAGGAAAUGUUCGCUUUCAAUCCAUUCUCACGAACUGUAGCACCAUGGACAAUUCCAUCAGCCCGUCUCUGGCUAACCACCGCCUCACCGAGUCAGCGGCUCAACAGGGUAUACCUGCGGAAGACCUUCACCACGACAUCCACCAUGAGGGACCUUGUCAAUCGUCUCAUUCGAGACAACCAAGACCUUUGGAACCAAUUGCUCCACAACAAUUUCGUCGAGGCCAUGCGUAUUGCAAGCGCGGAUGACAAACCAGUCCUCAAUGGUUUUAAAUGGUACAUGAUUCAAGACUUCUUCUACUGUGUGCAACUCAUAGCAUAUAAUGCCGAUCGUGCGGCAAAAGCUCCCAACCCGACGGAGUACGCGAAAUUGACCGAAACUCUCAACAACACGCUGACGCAGUGGGCUCCGAACGCCCUCAAAACUUGCACUGAUGCGGAUCAACUGAAUAUCCCGGAUACGGCCGUUUUCGCCGCCAGGCGCGAAGAAGCUACUGAAAAGUACACAAAGUUUAUCAGCGACACUGCUGAGGACGAGAACUGGGUCGUCUCGUUGUUGGCUCAAGUCCCAGGCAUUCAGGUUCGUAUGCCAAAAAUCUUGUGUGGGUUACAUUUGCGCCAAUUGCUGACUCAAUCUAGUCGUACUUUAGGAUCGCCUACGAUCUUAAAGAGAAUGCUAUCGACAAAGACACUGCAUGGUACAAAAUCUGGGUUGUCGAUAACGCCAAGCACCGCAAGUCCACGGUCGAACAAAUCAAUUUCUUCAAGGACAACUAUGAAAGCUGGAAGGACACCCCUUAUGAGAAGUUGACCAGGAUCUUUAGGCAGGCAUGUCAAUGCGAGAUCGAUUUGUGGGCUGUAGCACUGAAUCCCGGUCCGGUGGAAUGAAGAACUCAA
Suillus paluster is the source of this 1013-nucleotide messenger RNA. RefSeq lists its product as uncharacterized. The coding region runs from base 124 to 927 and encodes 267 amino acids. The record is from RefSeq and is a predicted model, not a curated record. NCBI's taxonomy places the organism in Eukaryota, Fungi, Basidiomycota, Agaricomycetes, Boletales, Suillaceae. The transcript is spliced from 5 exons.